Messenger RNA from Orbicella faveolata, 1428 nucleotides. RefSeq names its product neuropeptide FF receptor 2-like. Gene Ontology annotation, biological process: neuropeptide signaling pathway. NCBI's taxonomy places the organism in Eukaryota, Metazoa, Cnidaria, Anthozoa, Scleractinia, Merulinidae. The record is from RefSeq and is a predicted model, not a curated record. Gene Ontology annotation, cellular component: plasma membrane. Gene Ontology annotation, molecular function: neuropeptide receptor activity.
CUCGCUUCCCUAGCUUCCUUGUUUAGAGCGCUACAAGUAAUGGAUAUCAACAUCUUGUUGAUUUUAAUUGCGCAAGAUGAAUGUUCGAUUUCAAAGUCACCAAUCAUGUUGCUUGUCUUCUACCGACGAUAUGACAAUAAACAAGUAAUCAAACUAUUUCUUAAUUGUCUUUCAGUCAGUUGUCAUUUUCUUUGCGCCAUCCACUUAAGCUGACCACUUCCCUGAAAGGUGCUAGCGGCAUCCCGGUCUUUAACAAAUCAUUUACAUGACCCUGUUUUAUACAUAAUGAAUGUAGAGCAAGCAUGGCUAAAAUUCAUUUAUCAUUUUGUUUAUCAUUGCAGCGAAUGAUGCUCACUUCAGUAACACUGAAUCUAGACUGAAUAUGGCAGAUGCAACUUAUCACAUCGCAAAUGUUUUCACAGUAGGAGUGAUAACUCUUCUUGCUAUCCUAGGUAAUAUUAUUGUCGCCUACGUUUUGAUUAAGCGUUGGAGAGUACUUCUUCAAAACCGUCCAACUUACCAGUUUAUUCUGAAUCUGGUCCUGUCGGAUCUCGUGGUUGGUAUAUUCCUUUGCCCUCUUGAAUUCAUACGGCGACUCACCGGUACAUGGAUGUUCGGGACAGCCCUUUGUAAAAUCGUCGCUUUCGUCCAAAUCUCGGCGUCCGGUACAGCUGUUAUGUUUCAUACACUUAUCGCCGCUGAUAGAUAUCGUUGUUUGGCCCAUCCCCAUCUCCCCAAGCUCAAACCAAGACUCGUUUGGCGGCUGAUAGCGCUGUCAUGGGGAGUUCCUGCCUUGGUGGCCACUCCAUAUCUGUACAUGUUUCAAAUUGUCCAGGUUAAUGUCUACCAAAUGUGCACGCCACUUGCCAUUCCACUGUCAUGGCUCGACAAAUUUUACGAAGCUGUUGAGUUCGGUGUGGCCUACCUAUCUCCUUUCUGUAUCAUAUGCUGGUGUUAUUACCACGUGAUCCAAAUAACACUUGGAAGGCAACCUCGCGGUUCAGGAUCGGCACAGGGACCUACUGCACAAAUUGCUCUUCAACGAAGCAGAAGGCGAGUCACGAAAACGGCCUGCUUGAUCAUGGUGGCUUUUAUUACCUGCUGGUCCCCGACAUUUGUCUUGAGUAUUUGGAGAAUUGCCUCCGGCACAGAAAGUGUACAUCAUGGCCAUACACUGUAUGAAGUUUCCUUUUUUGGAACACUUAUUAACGAAGCCAUCAAUCCAAUCAUUUACAGUGUAUAUGACCAGAACAUGAAUGUUUGUGGUUACAUCUUUUGCGGCCGUCGCGUCUUCAACGAGUCGGUAAAUGAAGCUGCAUCAAGUGGCGUUAGAUCCAACGUCAGGAUCCACAAAUGUGGCAGUAAAAACACAAUAAGGCAGUUGCAAUUUGAGGGACCAUCUUAAGAAUUGCCUGAUAGUUUUUCUUU